AUGGGCGCGCGCAGGCCGGUAGCGAUGGGACUCCUCUUCGGGUUCAUGGUGGCGCUCUGGCGCAACUACCUCGACGCCCGGGAGAUUCGACACCGCAUCGGCGCGACGACGGCCGCCGACCUCGGCGCCGGCGGUAAUUCAGGGUUCAGCCGCGGGUUCGGAACCGACGAUCGCAUCCCGAACGCCGACCCGACGCCCGCGGUGACCGAAGCCUCAUCCGCCGCGUCAUCGGAUCCGACACGACCAAAAGAGCUCCAAAAUCGCCAAACGACGCCAAAGCCAAAGUCGACGCCGAAGAAAUCGCGGAUCGCCUCGGCGAUCACCCCGCCCGCGGUGCGUGCCGUGCGUUUGUCCUACCCGGACCCGUUCGCGAGACCGUUUGUCGAACCAGGGUGCGAACCCAAGCCGCCGGAUCCGGCGCUGCCGGGCCCGCGCCGAUUGGACUGGAUAGCCGACCCUCUCGAUACGGCGGAUGCGGACUGGCCGGUGAACUGCGGCGGGCACGAGACGCUGUGCGACGUGCUGCGUAAGACGGCGAUCGAUCGCGAGGUGCUCGCGGCGGUCGCGGACUCGCACGCGCCGGGCGUGUACGAGUUUGUCGACGGGAUCAAACGACUGGGCGUGGAAAACUUCAUGAUCAUCGCGCUCGACGAUCCCCUCCACAGGCGCCUCACCGACCAAGGCGUGGCGUCGUACAGGGUCGUCAACGACGCCCAAGGAUCGCACAAGAUCUCCGCGCAGAAGUUUCGCAUCAUCCAGGAGUUCGUGGAGCGGGGGUGCUCGGUUUUAUUGACCGACACGGACGUCGCGUGGAUGCGUAACCCUUUUCCGUUUCUAUACCGCGACGCCGACGUCGAAUCCAUGUCCGACGGGUGGGACAACAGCAGCGCGCACGGGUUCUUGGACCGCGUGGACGAUCCCUCCAUGGGCCCCGACGGUCGUAAAAGGGCGCGGGCCUUUCGCGUCGCGGCGCUAAACUCCGGCAUGUGGUACGUGUCCGCGACGGAGGCGUCUCGGCGUCUGAUGGCGAUCAUGGCGCACAGGAUGGCCACCGAGGAUAAGUUAUGGGACCAGGCGGGGUAUAACCUCGAGCUGUGGUUCGCGAGCAGGGACGCGCACGGCACCGCGGGCGCGACGGUUCGGGUCAUGGACCCGCUGUGCUUCGUCAACUCCAAGGUUAUGUUCCGGUUCAUUCGGCACAACCAGCCAGCGCUUGGCAAGGAGAACCACCGCCCGGUUGCCAUGCACGCGAAUUACCACACCGACAAGGCCCAUAAGAUGAAACUGGUGUACCAGUACUACACCAACGGCGCGGGCAUCGACGUGUUGAACUGCGACGUGGGUUGCGGACCAAACUUAAAGACCACGCACGAGCUGGAAUCCAAGGUGCAGCACUCGAUCAACGACGGCAUCGUUGGUUCAAAAAAAUGGACCGACGCGACGGAGGGAAUGUGGGCCGCCCGCCCCGGCGGACCCCCGGGCUCCAAACGUCCCAGCGAGGACCCUUCGCACUGCGCGCCACCGACGCCGUGGAACGGAGCGGUGGCCGGCGUCGAUCGCGCGUCGACGCUGCACGUCGUGAAGAGAGGUCGCGGCGGCGAGUGCGGAGCCGGAGUCGACGACGACUUUGCCGUAGCCUCGGCCGCCGUGUGCGCGGCUGUGGACAACCUCGGCGACCCGAACGCCCCGGAGCUCAUCCUCGUCACCGUGGGCGACGAUAUAAACGAGGAGGCGGCGUUCGAAGCGUUGCUGAGGGACGGCGUGACGCGUUUGGGUUUAAAAGGGAGGGUUCUGGUGGCGACGACGUCUUCGAAAGCCGCGAGCGCGGCGCGUUCGGCGGGGGUAAAGUCAGUCGCCCUCGUCGCCGCACAGCUGUCAAGCCAGCCGUCGAAAAGCAAAAGCGCGCCGCUGUCCUCGACCGCGCUCAAGUGGCUCGCCGCGCGUCUCGUCCUCUCCCAGGGCUGGCCGACGCUCCUGCUGGACCCGAGGACGGCGCUGAUCCGGGACCCGAGCGGAUACUUUUCCAGAGACUCAGACGUCGAGGUCGCGUCGGACGGGUGGGACGACGUCACCGCCUACGGGUACGAUCACGUGGUGGACGACCCGGAGAUGGACUGGUCCCGGUUCUGCCACGGCGGCCGCGUGCUCACCUCCGACCCGGGUUUCGCGCUGCUGAUGCCCACGGAGGAGGCGGCGAAGCUGGCGGGUCUCGUCUUUGGUCGCAUCGCCUAUCAAACGAGCCUAUCAAACGAGGCGGACUUUGAGCACCUGGCGUUCAACGAGGCGCUGUUCCUCCCCUCGCACGGCGCGUACGUCUCCCCGGGCGUCACCAGGCGCACCUUAAACUACAUGUGCUUCGCAAACAGCAAGCACGUGUUCCGCUUCCUCCGAAAGGACCGAAGGUUCAAGGACCGCGCCGAGCACGCGCCGGUGGCGGUGCGGCUCUCGUACCACCCGAACGAACCGGCGAGGCUCGGUGACGUGUACGCGUAUUACCUCAAGGGUAAGUCCGGCGCCCUGAACGGUUGGGGCGACGGCGUCGGGAGGGUCAAGGGGGGCGACGCGGGUGGGUCAGGCGUCGGUUCAAAGGCGUGCGCGCAGAGUAAGUCGCUGAAGCCCGGGCAGGGCGUCGACGAAGCUCGAAACGAGGCACUGGCGUCGAGACUGGCGACGAACCCGAACUGGUCGUGGGGCGGGGUGACGCCGUUCGUGUUCGAGCCCGGGGGCGCGCUGUCCACGCCGUGGGGACCCGGCGAGUGGGGGUUCGUCCCUGCGGGGUCCGACGGUCCGGGCGUGGUGAUGGCCAAAUUCGUCGGCACCCCGCACGUGCUGUCGUUCGAGACGGCGGGGGAGGGAGCGGGGGCUGUGCGACACGGGAUGUUUGUGUCGGAGCGGUGCACGGACGGGGACAUGAUCGUCGGGAGGAUAUACGCCGAGUUGACGGACGAGGACAGGAAGAAGCUCGCGUCGGCGCGCGGCGGGUAG
Micromonas commoda is the source of this 2985-nucleotide messenger RNA. RefSeq names its product glycosyltransferase family 77 protein. NCBI's taxonomy places the organism in Eukaryota, Viridiplantae, Chlorophyta, Mamiellophyceae, Mamiellales, Mamiellaceae. Gene Ontology annotation, molecular function: glycosyltransferase activity. The transcript has a single exon. Gene Ontology annotation, biological process: root hair cell development. The coding region runs from base 1 to 2985 and encodes 994 amino acids. The record is from RefSeq and is a predicted model, not a curated record.